Messenger RNA from Neolamprologus brichardi, 6297 nucleotides. Lineage: Eukaryota; Metazoa; Chordata; Actinopteri; Cichliformes; Cichlidae. The record is from RefSeq and is a predicted model, not a curated record.
UGUUCUCACUGUUACGGGGCGCAUGUGGAGGCAGAGAGCUGCUGAAUGAAACCAAGCAGAGAAACAGGAGAAACUUUUUUUUUGCUACAUGGAGUAUCCACGCUGUUUUUCAUCAGUAAGUUAAAUUAGGUGUGUAAAGUUGUGAAAGUUGGACGCCUGACUGGAAAUUUCCAAGCAUGGACUGAGCGGCAGGAAUAUCGAGGAGGAAUCGCUUUCUUGCCCGCUAAUUUGUCUGCACAAGCACCGGCUGCGGAAAAAUUGGAUACUUUACUAAAACUUCGCUGUAAGGAGGAGUAAACCAGAGCUGAGUGACCGAAGAGUUGUUCACAGAGCAAGGUUGUAUCCAGAACUAUGUGUUUUUAAACCCAAGCUGCUGGGAGGUCAAGAGGUGAGAUGCCUCUAUAAAACACCACUGGAAACAAAUGCUCUGCCGCCAUGCCUCUGGGGAUGGUGCGUCUUUCAUCGUCAGCAGUCAAAACGCUGCUUUCUCUCCUGCUGCUGGCCACUGGCUGUCCCUUAAUGUUAUUCCCUAUUGGCACUGUCCAAGGAUCAGACUCAUUCCCAUCCAAUAUUUAUCCUACGUUUAUCCGAAAUGACACUCUGUUUGAGCACCUGGCCCUGCAUCCUGACCCCGACGUGGGUCGGGUCUACGUCGGGGCCCGAAAUCGCCUGUUCCAGUUGGAUCCCUCCCUCCAACCUGAGCUACAGGAUGCCACAGGCCCCGUCACAGACAGCCGGGAUUGCUUACCUCCUGUAACUGAGACCAACUGUCCUCAGGCCCGAGAAACUAGCAACCACAACAAGCUCUUGUUGGUCAAUCCUUACUCUAUGGAACUUAUAACCUGCGGCAGUGUCAACCAAGGAAUUUGCCAGAAGCGUAGCCUGGAUUCUGUGGAUCAGGUGCUUUUUUCCACAGAGAGGCCGGUGGAUACUCAGUACGUAGCGGCGAAUCACCCUAAUGUUAGUACUGUUGGGCUUGUGGUUCGCUCUCAUCCGGACAAGCAGCCCGUUUUGUUUGUGGGUCGGGGUUACACCAGCAGCCAUCCGCCUAUUUCCACGCGAAACCUCGCCCAGGAUCCCAUCUUUUCCUACGAAGAGACUGCCAAGUUGGCCGUGGCUGGCCGCCUCUCAGAGUACGAUCAUAAUUUCGUUGCCUCAUUCGCCCACCGUCAGCACGUGUACUUCCUUUUCUACAGAAGGGACCUAAAGUCGCCGUCGCGCGAGUACCGUACCUACAUCUCUCGCGUGUGUUUGGAUGAUCAGGCCUAUUACUCCUAUGUGGAAGUACCGCUGACAUGUCGUUCAAGGACGGGUAAAAUUUACAAUCUCUUGCAAGCUGUCCAGCUGGGCGUGUCCAAAGAAGACGUAGGGGGCCGGGCUUCAGAGACGCUAGUUGGUGUUUUCUCCACUCGUUUGGCUUCAAAUCGGCCCAGCGAGGAGUCGGCUCUUUGCAUGUUUAACCUUGAAGAUGUGGACCGCAGGAUCAACUCCACCAGAGACUUUUGCUAUACCCAGAUGGGUAAAGAAGCAGGAGUGGAGGCUGCCUACAUUGAAUAUGACGUCAAAUCCAACUGUGCCAAUCUGCCAGAGAAUACCCUGGAUGCCUACCCCUGCGGCUCCGACCACACCCCCAGCCCCAUGGCCAGCCGGAUUCCUGUGGAAGUAGAAACCAUAUUAGACAGCCCUUCUGCCCGUCUGACUGCUGUGGCUGUCAGCAGUAGAGUGGGACAUACCAUCGCCUUCCUGGGAGACUCCAAAGGGAACUUACACAAGACACUGGCUGCUCUCUGCUGUCAGCCAUGCAGGUGUGUGUUGCAGUCACAGUGUGCUCGUGGGAGCUACCCAGGGCAAUGGUUGUGGAGUUUUGACAUGGAGCAGCAGUGUUUGGUGGUCCAGGACCUCGUCCCCUCCAAUCUCAGCAGGGAGGAGAGCAAGAUGGUGUCUCUGUCCAUCCCGAGACUUCCAGUGUUAGAAAACGGGGAGUCGUACUCUUGCUACUUCCAGGACAGCCACACUCCUUUUAAACUACCCACCUCCUCUCCUCCUACAACCAAAACUAUUAAAGUCAUCACAGCCACCACUACCACAACAGCUACCCCCACAACUCCUCCCACCACGCCAACUACUGCCACGACGAAGACGACGACAACAACCGCAGCCGCCACCACCAUAGCUACCACUAAGGAGUUAACAACGCCUACUCUUUCACACACCAGUACCAGCCGUGAGCCAACCCACCCGGGCACUACGCUGCCCCCUCAGCCUCCCACUCUACCACCCAGCACCUCUCCAGGCCUGGAGGUCACCACCAGAGAAGAAGAAGCGAGUGAAGCCUCUGAGACUGUCACACGCAGUGACUUGGAAGAUGCUGUAGCUACACAGAGUGUCACGGUGGCCACGGCAGAGCUGACGCCCGUCACCGUGGCUGAUGGUCUCAGUGGGGACCUGGACCCUGUCGUGCCUCUGAUGAUCCCAGACUCCUCGCCACCGGAGGUGGUGACGGCCUCACCCCCCAGCGAACGGCAGGCAGCCAAAGAAGCGCUGACCCUGGCAGAGGCUCCCACCAUGGUGCUGCCUGGCUUCCCCCCGCCCACACUUUUCCAUAUGGGUGAACCGGCUGAUUCUGAGCCUUCCCUUUCCUUGGACUCGCCCCAGACACCCACACUGGUACCACUGCAGGACUUGCACACUGAGGCAGGAAGCCCAGCUGCUGAUUCUGAGCUGCCCCUCUGGCGAAAGGAAGCAGAAAACUCCACUGAGGGUGCUCUCCAGGCAGAAAACGACACGGCUACAUUUUCAGCUGCCACCCUGCUCUCAGGUGAUGGGGAGGUUGACCGCAUGUCCCAGUCCUACCCUCCCCAGUUGCUGAAUGCUGACUCAGAGCUGGACUACCAGUAUGAUUCAGCUGAUGGCUUCCUCCCGGUGAGUUCAGCCGCCUCAAUCCUCCUCCUGCUUCUACUUCUACUUCUUCUUCUUCUUCUUCUUGGAAAGAGUGAGCACCCUCCCUGUAGGAGGGACACCUUCCAUGUAGACACUUCUCGUGAUCUCUAUGUGACUCUGUACAACUGCUCUGUGGGUCGAUCUGACUGCAGCCGUUGCCACACAGCAGACCCAAAAUACGGCUGUGCGUGGUGUGGUGGUCCCCAGGCCAGCUGCCUGUUUUCAAACUCCUGCAGUGAACCUGUGCAGCAGACGUGCCCUGCUCCCGUCAUUCACUCUGUCGACCCACUCUCUGGCCUGUUGGAAGGAGGCACCAUGGUGACCAUCUCCGGCUCCAACCUGGGUCAGAAGGCCGAAGACAUCGUCCAGUCUGUGUUAGUAGCUGACGUGCCCUGCACAGUGAUUUCCAACCUGUAUGAGGUCUCCUCUAGGAUUGUGUGCAUGACCAAAGCCAGCGGAUUAAAGACGAGCCAUGUGUCUGUGAGAGUGAAUGGAGGAGAAUUUGGCCUCUCCAGACAGAAAUUCAGCUACCAGAACCCAGUUGUGAUGGGAGUGUCACCUGAAAGAGGCCCCAAGGCGGGGGGAACAUCCCUGAAUAUCACUGGCCAACACCUGCUAACGGGUCGCCCCGCUGACCUUACCAUCACUGUCGGGGACGUCCCCUGUAACAUGCUAGACAAUCUGCGCUUUGACUUCAGCAGUUUGAACUCUGAGCCAUUCAGCUAUGAGCGUAACCCCACCCUGCAACCCCUGAACCAACAGGACCCUCUUAAGGCUUAUCGCUAUAACCCAGGCAGCUUCAUCCAGCUGGAGGGGGAACACCUGGACCUAGCCAUCACUAAAGAGGAGGUGGUGGUGUUGAUUGGAGAAGGUGUAUGUGCUGUGAAAACCCUGACCAGCAACCAUCUGUACUGUGAGCCACCACCACAGCAGCCUGCACCGGGACCGAACGGCAAGAAGCGAGAGGGCUCUGACAAUCUCCCCGAAUUCACUGUCCAGAUGGGCAACCUGAACUUUUAUCUCGGCAAGGUUCAGUAUGACAACCUGAGCCUGUCCACCUUCCCACUAGAGGCUCAGAUUGGAGUUGGAGUUGGAGCCUCCAUAGUGGUGCUCAUUGUGCUCAUAAUUGUGCUUAUUUACAGAGCAGAGACCCCCAGAUGAUUUUAUUCUGCCAGCUGCUAUUUACAAGCUCGUGCCUCCUGGCACUGGCCUGCAGCAGCAGCCUCUGACCUUUGUGUUCUUGAUCACUUUGAUCCAGACUUGAUGACGGAGAUGAUGGAUAUGUCCAGUGACCUGGUCGGCUCAGGCAUCCCCUUCCUGGACUACCGUAUGUAUGCCGAGCGCAUUUUCUUCCCCGGCCACCGAGAGUCUCCUCUGAGACGAGACCUGGAUGUGCAGGAGUGUCGGCGGCAGACGGUGGAGCAGGGCCUGGUGCAGCUUUCCAACCUGCUCAACAGCAAGCUGUUCCUCACCAAGUUCAUCCAUACUCUGGAGAGCCAGCGGACCUUCUCCCCCAGAGACCGAGCCUACGUGGCUUCGCUGCUGACGGUGGCGCUUCAUGGCAAGCUGGAGUAUUUCACAGACAUCCUUAAGACACUCUUGAAUGAUCUGGUGGAGCAGUAUGUGGCCAAGAACCCUAAACUGAUGUUACGAAGAACAGAGACGGUGGUGGAGAAGCUGCUGACCAACUGGAUGUCUAUCUGCCUCUAUGCUUUCCUCAGGGACUCAGCGGGGGAGCCUCUGUACAUGCUGUUCAGGGCCAUAAAGCACCAGGUCGAUAAAGGGCCGGUGGAUGCUGUUACUGGCAAAGCAAAGUACACCCUGAACGACAACCGCCUGCUGCGAGAGGACGUAGAGUACAAAACCCUGACGCUGAAUGUGUUGGUGCAGGGUGGAGGGGUCAAUGAGACCCAGCCUGUGCCCUCCAAAGUCCUGGACUGCGACACCAUUACCCAGGUGAAAGAGAAGCUACUGGAUCAGGUGUACAAAGGCACAUCCUUCUCACACCGGCCGCACGCCGAGUCGCUGGACUUGGAGUGGAGGUCGGGCGUUGCCGGUCAUCUCAUCCUGUCAGACGAGGACUUGACCUCUGUGGUUCAGGGUAACUGGAAACGCCUCAACACGCUUCAGCACUACAAGGUCCCAGAUGGCGCAACGGUGGCACUGGUCCCUCGUCAUACCAAACACAUUCACCAUGACAACCACGACUACAUAGCAGGAGAGAAGACGCCCAUGCUGGAGGAUGCAGAUGAAGGUGGAGUGAGGCUGUGGCAUCUGGUAAAAGCCAGCGAGGAGCCCGAGUUGCCCAAACACCGCAGAGGCAGCCUGAGGGAGAGAGAGAGGGCCAAGGCUAUCCCUGAGAUCUACCUGACCCGCCUGCUGUCCAUGAAGGGGACGUUGCAGAAGUUUGUGGAUGAUCUUUUCACGGUGAUCCUGAGCACGAGCCGUCCUGUCCCGCUCGCCGUCAAGUACUUCUUCGACCUGUUGGAUGAGCAGGCAGCACAACAUGGCAUCUCUGACUCAGAGACCAUCCAUAUUUGGAAGACCAACAGUCUCCCGCUGCGUUUCUGGAUCAAUAUUGUGAAGAAUCCCCAGUUUAUCUUUGACAUCCAGGCCUCUGACCACGUGGAUGCUGUGCUCUCUGUGAUCGCCCAGACCUUCAUGGACUCGUGCACGAUUGCAGAGCACAAGCUGGGCCGGGAUUCGCCCAUCAACAAGUUGCUGUAUGCCAGAGAUAUCCCCCGCUACAAACAGAUGGUGGAAAGGUACUAUGCUGACAUCAGGCAGACCAUCUCAGCCAGUGACCAGGAGAUGAACUCUGCUCUAGCUGAGCUGUCCAGGAACUAUUCGGGAGAACUGAACUACCUGGUGGCACUGCACGAGCUCUACAAGUACAUCAAUAAAUACUACGACCAGGUGUGUUUCUACUCUUUCCAGCCACUAGAGGGUUUGCAAUCCGAUGCGGUGCAGUUACCAAACCAGACAGUGAUGCAGCUGCUCAGGAUGCUCUCGCCACCUUCUGUAGAAGGUGGUGAGAAUGGAUGGAGGGAGAUGAGCUUUUCUCAGCUUCUGCAGGAAGUAGAGAUGCUGUUGGGCCCUUUUAGUUAUGGAGCUGGUGUUGAAGGACCAGGAGAGGUUCUCCGCCAGGUGGACACCAAGGAAUUUGGUGCUAUUGACAACCUCCACAGAGGAUCCAUCGAUGUUAAAGUCAUGAGUCAGCAGCGUGAAGAGCAGUGGGCUGAGCACACAGCCCUGAGGGGCUCCAGUGCUCAGUGUGGUGGUGGAGAUGCUGUUACCAAUCCGGACUGCUGUUCAGGCCCAGCAGGCUCAAUUUUCCAAUCAGGUGCUGAGGAAUGA